AUGUCCAACGGUAGUGACCAAAAUCCGCAGCAUGUAUUACCGAGUCAAAUUACCCCACCACUUUUAAUGAUCCCAACAUCAGGACCAACUAUAUCUGAACCAACAACAAGAACAACAACCACAACCGCAACCGCAACCACAACCACAAAUACGAAUACGAAUGCAGACACAAACACAAACACAAGCACGGCAACAUUACCAUCUACGAAUGUUGCACCACAACUACCGUCAUUACUUUCAACUUCGACUUCAACUAGUAAUACCUCAACAACUCCAGUGCUUCCUGCAACAAACCCUACUCCAACGUCUGUACGAAGCAUGUCUAUUGUUAGUUUGGAUAGAAGUCCCAGAAAUUCAAUUGUAUCUACCGAUGACAAUCUACGUUCACAUACUAGAAAUAACAGUACCACUAGUUUAGCAUCAUUGACGAGUCAUCCUGUUGCAGUACAUGGGUUAAGUUCUGUUAAUCUGGCACAUCCUUUAAACCCUUUACAUGUUCAUCAUAAACAAAUGAGUAAUGGCAGUGCCAUAAUAUCGGAUGAUGAUUCUGAAUUGGACCAGACAACACCUUCAAGAACAAUACUAAAACCAAUUCGUCGACUUAAAAGAAGAAGCAAUAGUAAUGAUCCGAUUAACCGAGAUUUCAAACUUAAAUUUGAUGACAGAAGUGUACAUCAUAUAAACCAACAACAACAACAACAACCCACAUCCCCCACUUUAAUGACCACUAACCCACAAAGUCUCAAUGCAAGUCCAACUUCAGUUUCUCUGUCACGAUUUCAAGAUCUUGCCCCAAUUACUAUUAGUAAUAGUUCCAACAAUACAAAUCCCCCAUUAGACUCCAAAAAUUUGAAAAAACUCAAAUCAACAAAUUUAAUUCAACAAUCAAUGUAUAUUAAACGGAAAUUGGCAAUUUCAAAAGAUUUACAAAUUGAAUAUUUUAAUAGUGUUUCCCACAACAACAAUAAUAGCAUACAUUCACUAGCUACAACUACCCCUUCAUCAUCUCCACCACUGCCACCACCAUUAUCACCACCUUCUAUUUCUAGUGAAUUAUUAGAUUCCAAAUUUUUCCCUCCUUUACCACUGGCAUUAAUGUCACGAAAAUCAACAGCGUCACCACCAAUCCCCAUGUCAUUAAUUCCUCCAAAUCAACCAAUUUUGCAAACAUUACAAGAACAAAAUGAAUUGAUUAUUAAAUUAAAUCGGCGUUGGAAUAAAGCUAGUGUAAAUGAAUCCAAUAAGGGGAAACAACAACAUUUGAAACCAGAUACUCCAGGAUCUCCAAUAUCAGCUGGUCUGAUAAUAAACACAAACGCAAACACAAGAGCAACAAAUACAACGACAACCAACACAACUAUGUUACCACCAUCUAGUAAUAAUAGUGCUACUAUUUCAAAUACAACAAUGACUUCACGAAAACGAUCACGACAAGUUCUUCUUGAUGAAGAUUAUGAAUAUCAUAGUUAUGACGAUUAUAAUUACGACAGUUAUGAUGAUUAA
Messenger RNA from Candida albicans SC5314, 1503 nucleotides. RefSeq lists its product as uncharacterized. The coding region runs from base 1 to 1503 and encodes 500 amino acids. NCBI's taxonomy places the organism in Eukaryota, Fungi, Ascomycota, Pichiomycetes, Serinales, Debaryomycetaceae. The transcript has a single exon. The record is from RefSeq and is a predicted model, not a curated record.